AUGGGGAAGAUAGAAUGUUGGUGGGGCAGCUGCAGAGAUCAGAUCAAAGCAUUGUCAACGGUUACAAAGUUGGAGUUUAAUGGUUUUUCCCAGAGGGUUUGUUUAUAUGCAAAGAAGUUGUUGUUUAUAGGUACAAAGAAAGGUAGAUAUGCUGUGAAUAUGUAGGUUCAUUCCUUGUUCUUUCUUCUUGUGAAGAACAAUUAGUUUCUUCAAACACAACAUCACCUCCCCUCACCAAAACAAUCAGAAAUAUUCCAGAUUAUCUUAUCUUUAACAUUAUCUAUAUAGGAUUGAUACCACGAUCCGUCUUCGUCGCGCAAUUCACACCCCCGAUGCAUCUCUCGUGAAACGAAUCCUCAAGUCUCAUCCCAAUCUUCUUCAUAACCCCGAUUUAUCACCUCACGGUCUCUCCAACACAUCUCUCCAUCUUGCCUGCUCCCUCGGCCACCUAGAUGUCGCAUCUCUCCUCCUAUCUCUAGGUCAUGAGUCCCUAUCCAUCUCUCUCAAUGAGGAACAUCAGACGGCUCUCAUGCUCGCCGCCAGCGCCGGGCAUACCGACAUUGUGAAUUUGCUUUGCAUGCAGGGUCCCGCUAUAUCCGGUAUCCUAAGACGGGAUAUGAGAGGUCGAGAUGCUAUUAUGUAUGCCAGUCGUGGAGGUCACGAUACCUGUUUACAGAUUCUUCUUACAUUUGCUGCGGUAUAUAAAGAUCCGAAAGAAGUAUUGGCAAAUUCCGAUGUGGAUGGUAAUACGGCGUUACAUUUUGCGAGCAGUAAUGGACAUAUGUUGGUACUGAGAACAUUACUGGCUGCAGGAGCGGAUGCCGAGAGGAGAAAUGUUUGGAUGUGGACACCAAUUUCCUACAGCUCUACUAUACAAGCAGAAGUAUAUUUCAAAAAGUUGGUGAGUGAAGUUGGGAAGAGGAAGGAGACAAGAGUGGAAGUUAAGGCUAGUUCUUUUCCUGGUUUUGGGAGAGGAGAGAAGAAAGGAGGUGGGGUGAGGAUUGUUGAAGUCGGGGAUGAUUGAUGCAAUUAUGAUACUGCGCGGGGAGGAAGCGGAACCUGAUGAUUGAUGAGCUAAGGAAAAAUAACGAUCAUGAUGAUGUGGAGGGAUCGGAAGGCGAAUGGAGGUAAAUAUGGGACAUGGAGUUGGGAUUUUUGAAAUGGCGAUUGGUUUGAUCAUGGCCUUCUGCGAGAUUUUCUUUGAGCAAAUGUAUAUUUUUGAGAUACUGACCCUUUGUCUUUAAUUACAUGGACUAUAUAUCAUUUCGAAUAUGAAAUUUUUUUCACAGAUGC
This is a messenger RNA of Sclerotinia trifoliorum, 1293 nucleotides long. The record is from the annotation of a GenBank genome assembly. Lineage: Eukaryota; Fungi; Ascomycota; Leotiomycetes; Helotiales; Sclerotiniaceae.